AUGACUCUGGAGGUUAGUGUUGAUAUGAAUGUGGUCUGGUGUAUCUAUGAGGCGUACGUCGGUCAUAAGAAUUUCAGUAUGGGUCGGCAACCGGCACCAUUGGAUGGCACAAAUACGAUCAUCUUUGUUAUGCCUUCAUCCAGUGCCCGCUGCGCACAGUUACCCCGUGCUGAGGAUAAGCUCCCAUUCUUUGUUGCAUUGCGUAAACUACGUGAUUUUGUUCGUGGUGAUUUGGCUGAAUUGCCUGAUUCCGAAGUGGUGUUUGCUGACUACACGGAAUUUCGUGUGACCCAACCUGACCCGAAGAGUAUACGCAAAGCAGAACGACGUAGAAAACGUAAGGCUGAGGCGGCUGCCGCAGCUGCCAUGGCUGCCGCGUUAGCCAGUGGUGCAACGUCGGCGGAUGGAACCAAUUUAAUGAAUGGUCUUUUAACUAAUCAAACCAUUCUCUCGGAUGGCACAUCGUCAGCUGCAGUGUCAUCAUCCACUGCUUCCCUUUCAACCGUUUCGACCAAUGGAACGAUUGCCUCUGAUUCGAAGAACAGGAACCGAUCAAAAUCGGCCAAAAAGAAACGUCCUUCAGAAAAUCCAACGAUAUUGGGUCAGCCUCAGCAAGGCAUAUCGAUUCAGACCAUACCAAGCAUAAACCUUGCUGGUUGUACAUCCGAUGUCCAACUGCAGCAGCAACAGCUACAACAAUUGCAACAGCAGCAGCAGCAACAGGCUUUCUUCUUUCAACAGCAGCAACAACAACAGCAACAACAGCAACAGCAGUUGCAACAGUUUGCGCAACCGAUGAAUCAGCAACAUGCUGCACUCCAACAAUCGCAACAACAACAACAACAAGUGAUCGUGAGUGGUGGUCAACUCAUGUCCGCCGCACCGAUGGUGACACUUGCUAUGACACCCGGACCGACGGGGACUGCGAUUCCAGUUCACCCAGGUAUGCUGAUGGCCAUAUGGUCCGCAGGAAAGUAUUUCAUGACUACUUAA
Messenger RNA from Echinostoma caproni, 993 nucleotides. Lineage: Eukaryota; Metazoa; Platyhelminthes; Trematoda; Plagiorchiida; Echinostomatidae. The record is from the annotation of a GenBank genome assembly.